AUGAAUAAUAAUGAAAUUGGUAGAUUGCUUCAACAACAACAACAGCAGCAAUUUAAUCAAUUAAAUCCACAACAGAGGCAGCAGGCGAUGAUUGCAACUCAAAUGAGUAGAAUGCAGCAGCAGCAGCAGCCCCAAGGACAACCUCAACAAACACAAAAUCAUCCUCAGGACCUUAACCAAUCACCUUCCCUUGAACAAGCAUUUCAAUCAAACAACCUCCACUUCCUAAUCGACGCUGCAAAAUUAAAUAAAUUAAAUAACGAUAACCUUCAAAGAUUACAGAGGCUUAUUAGAAAUUCUCAACUUGAGCAUAUUCAACGGGGCGGUGGACAGGGUGCCGGUGGUGGCCAGCAAGUUAGACAGCAACCACAGCAACAGCCACAACAACAACAACCUCAACAACCCCAGCAACACCCUCAGCAACCACCACAACAUCCGCACCUAGUCCCCUCCCAAAUAGCUGCCGCUAAGAACCUCCAACAGAAAAUAGAAACCAUCGAUUUACAAUUGAGAAAUUCAAAUUUAUCCCCACAAGACCGAGAUAACGCUAGAAAGUCUUAUGAUGAAGCUAAAAAUUUACAAGCUUUGUUUAUUCAACAGCUUAGGAGUAAUCAAUCGACUAAACAAUCAACCAAUAUGUUACACUCUCAAUCUCAGCCACAAGUUACAACCAACUACGAUAACAACUGGGCUAAUCAACACCAAUUUCCCAGUCUCUCAAAUAACUUUUCCGGCGAUCAUCACUCAAACAUCCUUGGUCUUGGUUUGGUUGGUACUUCAAAUCCUCCACAGCAGCAACAACCUCCACAACAACCUCCACAACAACCUACACCCACUCACCAACCUCCCACUCAACCCCGCCCAAACCUCUCCAUGCUCCCUCAACUUCAACCCGAAAAUUUUCUCAAAGCCCUUAUCGAUCUCAUGAAGAAGCGUGGCACUCCUAUUGAAAAACUACCUGAAGUUGAUGGUAAAGGUAUUGAUUUACACAAACUCUACAUGACUGUCAUCCAAUCUGGUGGCAGCUUGGAAGUUCAUCGUCAAUCAAAGUGGCCACUAGUUGGUGCAAUCAUCGGUUUACCAAUGUCUAAUCAAUUCUCAGACUCUAAUCCACGUAUCUCUAACAACUCCUCCCAAGCUUUAGCAAACGUUUACAGAGAAUACCUCGCUCCAUUUGAACAAGUGUGGAUGAAAGCUAUUCAUGAUCAAGUCUCACAGAGAAGAGCCGCUGUCAUGCAUCAACAACAAUCACAACAACCACAACAAUCACCUCUAACUAGACCAAUGACUGGUUUCCCUCAACCAAUUCCUCAACAAUUCCCUCAACAAUCUCAACCCCCCCAACCCCAACCUAAUCAACCUCAACCUAAUCCACCUCAGCCUAAUCAGCCCAUCCAUCAACAACAACUAAUGGCUUCUCUCUCAUCAAUGUCUGAUGAUCAGUUGAGAAAUUUAAACUUGACUCCUGAGCAAAUUUUUCAGCUUCGCAGAAAGAUCCAACAACCACAAAUGUCUACCACUGCGCCGUCUUUGGAUGCCACCAGCUCUGUUACUAACCCUUCUAACCCUCCUUCUAUCCAAAGCAACCCUUCAUCUCAAGGUAUCCCUCCUCCUAUUCAAAACAACCCUUCAUCUCAAGGUAUUCCUCCUCCAAUGGCUAACAAUUUGCCAAUCAUGAUGCCUCCAAAAGAGAGACUAUCACAGGCCUCUCAACUUGUUCAGUCCAUUAAGCAGAGUAUCAUGCAACAAAGACCUCCUGUUAACUCUCAACCCAAUUUGAAUCCUGCUGAACAACACCAAAUCGCACAAACUUGCGCUGAAAUUAAGCCUAUGCUUAUCUCUUUAGAAACUAUCCUGCCAAUUUUCUUGUGUUUGAACGAUCCAAUAGAACCAGGUAAAAUUGAAGCUGUUAAGAAGAUUUCUUUGAUGACUGUUAUGUAUUACCAGCAAACUCUUAUGCUUCCCCAGCGUCAAUUUUGUUUCAAUCUCGAGGACAUGACCAGGCUGCGGAUUCAAUUGGCUCGAUGCUUCAUGUAUGUUAAGAAUCAGGUCAAGGACGUACAAGGAAUACAAAGCAUAGCACAAAAUGCAGCACCGAGACCUGCUUCCCAGCCUCAAGCAGCACCUUCUCAACCACCGGACCAGUCUGCCAUUUUCAACAAUGCCAUGAAGCAAGCGCAACAGCAACCCUCGCACUCUGCAUCUCCAGCACAACCUUCACAAGUUGAUCAGGUGGCUAUGUUCAAUAAUGCGCUCAAGCAAGCCCAACAGCAGCAGCAACAACAGCAACAGCAGCAACAGCAGCAACAACAACAGUUACAACAACAACAGCAACACCACCACCAGCAGUCACAAGUACCCUCUCCAGCUUUGAUGAGUGGCGUACAGAGAAGCACUGACAAUCUCAAAGCACCACCGCCAUCCAAGCGCACAAAGACUUCUCCGCAGAUACAAAAUACACCUAUAGAUCUUUCACCAUCACCCAUUCCUCCACCCGCACAUUCAGGCCAGACGCCACCGAAAUCUCCGUAUUCUCAAAAAGCAGCUGCAGCGAGUGCCAGAGCGAGUGGUGGUCGUGGACGCGGUAGGCCACAAGCAAGACCACGGAAUGCACAAAGAGGUGCAAAUGGUACGACAAGCAACGACAACACCCCAAUCUCCAUCGAUAUUGAUUCACCAGCGCAAAACGUUGCGCCGUCUCUACCAAAGGCACCUACACCUGCACCAUCACAACCAACGCAGCCACCUAAACCUACGGCGCUUGAAGAUCCAGUCGCCUAUUUGGAGAAUGCACUCGCAGAUUUCAAGCACAACUUGCCAUCUUCAGCACCCCAACCUCAGCAUAUAAGUAACCCACAGAUGUUCAACAGCCUAGAUGAAGGUCAUCCACUCAAACCAUCACUGACGCUCGAAGAUGUCCACUCGAAACCUGAGCCUGAGUUUAUACUCUCGCCAGAUGACAACAUCCAUGGCCAUCUCCCACCUAACGAGGAGCUCGACUUUAGUCUAUUGAUUGAUGAAUCUUCAUUCAAUGAUCAGGAUCAGGAGCAGGAUGAGGAAAGUGGUGAGAAUGUAAGCUCGAAGAAGAUGAACGUCGAGACGCCUGAACUCAUCAAUGGAAUGAACCCUUCGCCUGAAUCGGUCAACGAUGAACUCAAGUCGCCCAAGGAUGCGUCGGCUAGCGGAAGGCAAAAGACGUCAAAUAGCCAAACUUCCAACGCUGCUCAAGAAUGGCUCGCUGGAUCUGCGACUGACCAGUAUGACGCAAUGAUUGAUAACAACUUUGGCGCUAAUUGGCUUCUUCAAGAUGAGCAAAUUAGUUAG
Wallemia ichthyophaga EXF-994 is the source of this 3324-nucleotide messenger RNA. Its product is annotated as SWI/SNF chromatin-remodeling complex subunit sol1. Gene Ontology annotation, biological process: regulation of transcription by RNA polymerase II. Gene Ontology annotation, molecular function: transcription cis-regulatory region binding; transcription coregulator activity. The record is from RefSeq and is a predicted model, not a curated record. The coding region runs from base 1 to 3324 and encodes 1107 amino acids. Gene Ontology annotation, cellular component: mediator complex; SWI/SNF complex; nucleus. NCBI's taxonomy places the organism in Eukaryota, Fungi, Basidiomycota, Wallemiomycetes, Wallemiales, Wallemiaceae. The transcript has 4 exons.